AUUGAGAGAAAACAAGAGUUUCAAUCAAGUAUACAACAAGAAAACAAAGAAGAAAAUGAUUCGUUACGUGAAUCUCGUCUUCCUUGUGUUCUCAGCAACUUUGAUUUCUUACGGCUUCGCAUUCACCAAUCCAUUUGACGUUACAGCCCUCCAGGAUCUAUACAGGAGCUUAAACAACCCUCAAGGGCUACACGGAUGGAACGGUGGUGAUCCUUGUGAGGAGUAUUGGACAGGAGUAGCUUGUUCUGACUCCUCAGUUAUACAUCUCAAAAUUCAAGGAUUGAACCUUACCGGAUAUCUUGGAUCCUCGCUGUAUAAUCUACAAAAUUUGAAGAUAUUUGAUAUCAGUUCCAACAGCAUAAUGGGUGAAAUACCAUACGAAUUACCUCCAAAUGCCACACAUAUAAACAUGGCUUGCAACUAUUUGAGCCAAAAUAUCCCUCAUUCAUUAUCAAACAUGAAAAAACUAAGACAUCUGUGAGUUACAUUCAUAUUGAUUUGAUUCCAAGCUUGAAAGGGG
This is a messenger RNA of Lathyrus oleraceus (garden pea), 520 nucleotides long. RefSeq names its product protein STRUBBELIG-RECEPTOR FAMILY 2. Gene Ontology annotation, molecular function: protein binding. The coding region runs from base 56 to 481 and encodes 141 amino acids. The transcript has 5 exons. The record is from RefSeq and is a predicted model, not a curated record. NCBI's taxonomy places the organism in Eukaryota, Viridiplantae, Streptophyta, Magnoliopsida, Fabales, Fabaceae.